Molecule: messenger RNA, 1139 nt
Organism: Beta vulgaris subsp. vulgaris (sugar beet)
Lineage: Eukaryota; Viridiplantae; Streptophyta; Magnoliopsida; Caryophyllales; Amaranthaceae
Product: RING-H2 finger protein ATL78
Exons: 1
Coding region: 71-838 (255 amino acids)
Biological process (GO): protein ubiquitination
Molecular function (GO): transferase activity
Source: RefSeq, a predicted model, not a curated record
ACUCUAUACACUUCUCUCAAAAUUACUCUCUCAAACAAAACACACAACUAAAUACACAAGUAAAGAAAACAUGGUACCCUCAACUUCUUUUACUUCUAUUCCUCAAGAAAUCAUUAACAACCUUCACUAUUCUAGACGAUUAUUACUACUUAAUUCCCAUAUUAUUCAUUCUUCACCACCUACAAACCAAGCACUAACACCAACCUACCAAGUCCUAGACCCGAGUUCGAGCCAUGGCAAAAACGGUUUUGAUGCUAACAUAAUCAUGAUCCUCGCGGUAUUAGUAUGCGCGUUAAUAUGCUCAUUAUGUAUUAAUACCUUCAUUAGGUUUGUGAUUAAGUGCUCAAGUAUGAUGAGUGGAGAGCCUAAUUAUUACCUAAGCAUGAUUAACAACCAUGAUGAGAAGAAGAAAAGUGUUAGUGGUUUAGACAAAAGGGCAUUGAAGACAUUUCCAGUUGUGAAGUUUUCAAAAGAUGUGCAAAUUCAAGGGUUAGGUUCAGAGUGUGUGAUAUGUUUGUCAGAUUUUAAGGUUGGAGAAAAAGUGAGGAUUUUACCAAAGUGCAACCAUGGCUUCCAUGUUAAGUGCAUUGAUGAGUGGCUUAGCUCACAUUCUUCUUGCCCUAUUUGUAGACAAUCUUUAGUUGAAACAUGUCAGAAGAUCAUUGGGUGUGAUCAUGAUCAUCAUACUACUACAUCAUCAUCAACAUCACCAUCAUCAUCAUCUUCAUCAUUAAUAUCAUCAUCAUCAUCAAGGGAUGUGGUUGUAGUAAGUAUUGAGCCACUUGAAAGGGAAGAUUUAGUGAGAAAUUACAGGAGUACUGAAGGUUCUCAGAGCUAGUCAAGACAAUUCAUUGUCACCUUAAAUUCAUAGGACUAGUAUUUUUGUACUUGUAAAAAUGAUAGACACAAAUUCCCAAUUGUUGUUCUUGCAAGUGUAAAAGAAAAAGAGCAAUUAAUACAAUUUCCCUGGUUUGCCAUUUUUAAACUUUGUGGUAGGACAUUUUUUUGUUAUAAACAAAAAAAAAAAAACAACGGAAUUCGAUACUUUGAUCACAACUUACAUCUAACACUUUCAAAAUGUUAACAACUAAGUUGUUUAUCAUGAAAUAUCAAUAGUCUACUUUAUAUAUGUGAACUAA